GAUGAAAUGUGAUUCGUUAACUGAAACGAGUUAUAGUUCCUACCAGAGACUUGUGGGAAGCAUCUGGGUAGAUUAGUCUGAAGUAUGAGGAACUUUUUUUGAUAAGCUGAGAGUCUUUGAACAAAUAAUUCAACAAUACAAGAAGUCUGCACAGAUUGUGGAUGAGGAGCUCAAUGAAAGAUGGGUGGAUUUUUGCUCUUGGUUUCUGUCUCUUCAUUGCUUGCCUUAGUAAAUCAAGUGCUGACUGUUGAAAACAUUCAGUCGUGCAGAAUUUCAAGAUACAAUAAAGUGGAUCUCUCCAAUCAUAAUCUUACUAAAAUACCAUCAAGCCUGCCUAACGAGACUGAAUACCUGGACCUCUCUUACAACAGGAUUUCAAUGCUCAGCAGUGAAGACCUGGUACUUUUACCCAACCUAUGCAUUUUAAAGUUAAAUCACAACAGCCUGAAACACAUCUCACCAAAAGCUUUUCAGAAAAACUCCAAGUUACAAAUCCUCAACAUCUCCCACAAUUCCCUGAAGAUCAUUCCAGAUCUUAUUGUACCUCAUCUUAGAAUUCUUGACAUAUCGAACAACCUUUAUAAAAGUUAUGCCCUUAGAACAUCAUUUAGUAAUUUUCUGCAACUCUUCAGUCUCACUCUUGGAAGUUCAUAUGCAAGGUCAAUAAAUAUAACUGAUUUUGCCCCUUUGCACACCAUACCUUUAAAACAGCUCACUUUGGGAGAUGGUCUUGGAUUGCAAAGCUAUGAAUCGAGUUCAUUUUCUCAUCUUAAGUCCCUACAACAAAUAACUCUCAAUAUGACAUUUUGUGAAAAGACUGCAAUGUUCCAGAAUAUACUGCAGGAUCUGGAUAAAAUUCAAGUUCAGAGUUUAAGAUUAAUAAAGUUUCUGCCCCCGUUUUGCAAUGUAUCCAGUGAACAGUUUGAGGGGUUAAAAAAAAUGACACACCUGAGCAACUUGACAUUUGUAGACACCUGGUUCAACAGUUCAGUAUUGACAAACCUUCUAUUAUACAUUUUUCAGUCUCCUGUUGAGGUACUGGGAUUUUACAACGUAACAUACAAUGAAGACACAAGUGAUGGUGUUACAUUCUAUGGUAUUCCAGGAUAUAAUGGAACAGACAAACUCAGAGCUCUAAUAUUUGAUUAUGUCCUCCAUUAUCAGUACAGUUACCCUAAUAUUCACAUCAAUGUAUCCUACUUUUCCCAAAUGACUUAUCUGAAAUUUUCUGGCACUGGUAUGAACAUUUCUCCUUGCAACCUGAUCUCUUCUUUACCAUCACUGGAAGUCUUAGAUUUGUCAAACAACCUCUUAACCGACAAUGGAUUUUGGUGGUCUGGAUGUUCCUACACUAAUGUCUUUCCAGCUUUAAGGAAGCUUUAUUUGAGAAAAAAUAAAUUCUCAGACCUUGCUUUUAUCUCUGAAAAGACCCAUCAGAUGAAAGCUCUAGAAGAACUUGAUCUCAGUUUUAAUUCCCUUAAACUUGAUGGACAAUGUUCCUGGCCUUUCCAUCUGACUACCCUCAUUUUAAGUAAUAAUGACUUAGGUGACACUGUUUUUAAUUACCUUUCCCCUCACUUCAGAAGCCUCAGUCUUUCUAAGACAGGUAUUACAACUUUACAACCUGAAGUAUUGUCCAAGUUUCCCAACUUAACACAUCUCUUCUUGAGCUCCAACACCAUAAGUGUUCUCCAGCCACAUCUUGGAGCUCCCAAGUUGGAGGUGCUGCAUGUGGAUCAAAAUGAUAUUAAUUUGGUCAGUGAACAAUUAGCAAGAAGACUGCAAAGAUUAAAACAAUUUAAAGCAGGGAAUAAUCCAUUUAUCUGCAGCUGUGACUCAUACUGGUUCAUGACGUUUUUUAAUAAAUCUCUUCUCUCUGGCUGGCCAUCUGACUAUUAUUGUAACUCCCCAGCCGAAAUGAUUGGAAAGUUAUUAGAACAGUAUCAACCAAGCAAGAUAACGUGUGAGGUGUGGCUCCAAGUUGUCAUAGCAGUGCUUGUAGUCCUCAUCGUCACUGGAGUCUUGAGCUUUACUUUCUAUGUUUGUGAUGGAGCCUGGUACCUAAAGAUGUUGUGGGUAUGGAUGAAAGUGAAACGCAGAGGCUACAGGGAAGAAAAAAGACUGGUCAAGUCAUCUUUCAAGUACCAUGCCUUCAUCUCCUACAGUCAGAAUGAUUACAGCUGGGUGGACAGCCAGCUAGUGCCCAAUCUCGAAAACGCAGGCUUCAGACUUUGCAUUCAUGAGCGGGACUUUGUGCCAGGGGACUGGAUUAUAGAUAAUAUCAUUAACUGUGUAGAGGGUAGCUACAAGACACUGUUUGUGCUCUCUCAGAAUUUUGUACAGAGUGAGUGGUGUAAUUACGAGCUCUUCUUUGCCCAGCAUCGAGCCCUAAGUAUCCAACAGGACUCCCUGGUCUUCAUUCUACUGGAGCCCAUUCCUGCAGACUCCCUUCCAAGGAAGUUUCUGAAGCUCAGGGCUCUGCUCAGAAAGCAGACCUACCUGGAGUGGCCUAAAGAAGUGAGGAAACAGACGUUUUUCUGGGCCAGCCUGAAGGGAAUGCUGCAAACAGCUGAUGCACAGAUGGUAAUGAAACAGGUAGCAAGGGAAAUAGCAGAAUCAUUUCCACUCUUGACAGACACAGAUUAACUUUUUUAGCAGCUACAUUUCUAAACCACAUUGUUUUAUUUUUGGGGCUUCUUUAUGUGAUUGGUUUGGAAUUUAGAUGGUUGAAUGAGAUGAGAAAUGAGAAAUAAGAAUAUCACUCUCUUUUUAUCUUUUUUAUGCUCAUAUAACAGUUGAAAUAUUCAGCUGAUGGGUGGAAAAUAUGAAGGAAAUUUCCAUAGCAUUGUUAUGAUUCCUAUUUUAAAUGACUGCCUAAUUAAAAUGUGUUUUAUAUUCACAAUUCCCUCAAGCCUUGUUUUGUAGGGCUUGUGUCUUGAUUCUUCUGUAAUGGGAUUGCUUAUAAAAAUGGUGGAGAGGUAUGGAAACAAGACAAACAUUUUAAGUAGCUUUUUAAUGUUAGUCAAAGAGCCUGCAAGUUUUAAAACAGCAGCAGGGCAUGAUUCACAGAUGGAUUAGAAAUAAAUUAUAUUUUUAUCCUGAAUAUUAAAAUAGAAAAUAUAUUUUACUUAUUAA
Messenger RNA from Lepisosteus oculatus (spotted gar), 3135 nucleotides. Its product is annotated as toll-like receptor 1. Gene Ontology annotation, cellular component: plasma membrane. Gene Ontology annotation, molecular function: protein binding; transmembrane signaling receptor activity. The record is from RefSeq and is a predicted model, not a curated record. Gene Ontology annotation, biological process: inflammatory response; immune response; toll-like receptor signaling pathway. Lineage: Eukaryota; Metazoa; Chordata; Actinopteri; Semionotiformes; Lepisosteidae.